Molecule: messenger RNA, 841 nt
Organism: Gossypium raimondii (Peruvian cotton)
Lineage: Eukaryota; Viridiplantae; Streptophyta; Magnoliopsida; Malvales; Malvaceae
Product: ethylene-responsive transcription factor ERF003
Exons: 2
Coding region: 107-649 (180 amino acids)
Biological process (GO): regulation of DNA-templated transcription
Molecular function (GO): DNA-binding transcription factor activity; DNA binding
Source: RefSeq, a predicted model, not a curated record
CUUCCACACUCCCCUUUCUCCCCUUCCUUUCUCUGCUCAUUUUGUUUUGCUUUUCUUCUCUCUCAGACAUAUCACAAACACUUACGUUUUCUCUUAAAAAACCACCAUGGGUAGACCACAGCAGCGAUACCGUGGCGUCCGUCAAAGACAUUGGGGUUCUUGGGUCUCUGAAAUUCGACACCCCAUCUUGAAGACUAGAAUAUGGCUAGGCACAUUUGAAACGGCGGAAGAUGCAGCAAGAGCAUAUGACGAGGCGGCAAGGCUUAUGUGUGGGGCAAAAACACGAACCAAUUUCCCAUACAAUCCCAAUGACUCCCAAUCUGCUUCAUCAAAGCUUCUCUCGGCUACUUUGGCAGCUAAGUUACAUAAAUGUCACAUGGCAGCACUGCAACUGGCUAAAAAAAAUGCAGCAAAAGACCCUUCUGCAACACAAUGUGGUCACCCUUUGGCUGCUCCAAGCUACACCGUCACCGGAAGCAAUAUCGGGGAAAUGGAUUGCCGGCAGCAUAUUCCGGGGAAGAAAUGGGAUGGAUAUGAGGAAAGUCAAGUUGGGGGUGAACAACAGUUCGUCCCAUUAGAAGAUGAUCAUAUAGAGCAGAUGAUAGAGGAAUUGCUUGAUUAUGGAUCUAUUGAACUCUCUUCUAAUUAGUUCAACGUUAAAGGGCUAAACUGUAAGCAUUUUCCAUGUGUUAAUGGAACUUGCUUCUUCUUCUUUUUCAAUGGUUUAGUUUUUCUAGUUAUCGGUAAUUUGUUUAGUUCAUAAGAUCAGAUAUGCUACAUUAUGCAAAGGUUGAUUUGCAUAAAGUAGUGUGAAUACAUUAAUGGAAUAAAGUAUUUAACA